Perkinsus marinus ATCC 50983 is the source of this 1224-nucleotide messenger RNA. RefSeq names its product lysosomal alpha-mannosidase, putative. The record is from RefSeq and is a predicted model, not a curated record. The transcript has 7 exons. NCBI's taxonomy places the organism in Eukaryota, Perkinsozoa, Perkinsida, Perkinsidae. Gene Ontology annotation, biological process: mannose metabolic process. Bases 1 to 1155 code for a protein of 384 amino acids. Gene Ontology annotation, molecular function: alpha-mannosidase activity; carbohydrate binding.
AUGCUCAUGGGCCAAGCUGAUGAUGGGAAUACACUGCGGGUGAAUAUUGCUCAACAAUCAUUAGAGAAAGAGGAUGAGGGAGAUUCGCCAGCUCUCAUCGGGAGCUUAUCUUUGAGCAUCUCGCCGAAGGAGUCUGCUGUGGUGAUAUCGUGGGAUGUGGCGAUCGACGUUGGCGACGGUGUUGGGAAGGAGGCCGUCCUUCUACUGGACACGGACAUCAAUAAUCAUGAUGGAGACUUCGUCACGGACAGCAACGGUAGGGAUUGGGUACAUCGCAGGGUCAACUACCGCAAGGAUUGGCAGCUGAAUGUUACCGAUCCCGUGGCCAUGAACUAUUACCCGAUUAACUCAGGCCUGAGGAUUUCCGAUCAGGUCGGUGAAGGGAGUAACGCUCGGCAGCUCACUCUUGUGCCCGAUCGAGCUCAUGGUGGAGCCUCACUGCUACCAGGCCAACUCGAGAUAAUGAUCCAUAGGAGAACGCUAGUUGACGAUGGCCGAGGCGUUGGAGAGCCUUUGGAUGAGGUAGACUGUGUAGAGUCAUUGUGCCUGCCUAAAUUGGUAACGGGUGAGACGCGCCUCCUGCUAGAGCCAAUGAGAACGUCGACGACCGAAGAAGAGUCCCACGACAACUAUCGAGAGAUGGCUCACCAGGUCCGUCUGCCUCUUCUGCCCAUCUUCACUCAUGAUGAUCCCAAGAACCCGCCUAAAGCCGAUAACUGGUCCUCUCUUGCGGGGCUAACAGCUUCCAAGCAUUUGCCCCAAGAGAUCCAUAUUCUAACGCUGGAGCUGUUGCAUGUCAACAAUACUCCUAAGCUCUACUAUGACAAGGCCUGUGCCGAUCGCCGAUGUGCAUUGCUUCGCGUGGCCCAUACUUAUGCUCAGGAGGAGGGAGGAUCUCCCAUCCAACUUGAUCUAGCUGGGAAAGGAACUCUUUUGAAAGACUUUGAACUAGGUCCCGGCUUCGAGGUAACCCUCAACGCGGGCAGGGACAUCGAGACCGCUGAGGAGAAACGAUUGAAAUGGUCCGCGCACGGGGUUCAAAGUCAAAGCUCCGUUUAUGAUGGAGGAGGUCACCGCGGCCUCGCAGUUGAUUGGGGAAGCCUGGAGCUUCAGCCUCUGCAGAUCCGCACUUUCAUCGUUUCAUUGCUCUUGUGAUACACACAACUCAGCCCAUCUUACAGUAUGUACUUUCUGAAGAGUUUAUUUUCUUGAAUCUUGAUUUCG